This is a messenger RNA of Lucilia cuprina (Australian sheep blowfly), 621 nucleotides long. RefSeq lists its product as uncharacterized. The record is from RefSeq and is a predicted model, not a curated record. The coding region runs from base 44 to 598 and encodes 184 amino acids. The transcript is spliced from 3 exons. Lineage: Eukaryota; Metazoa; Arthropoda; Insecta; Diptera; Calliphoridae.
ACGUUCAAAAUAAAAUAAUGUUAUUUUAAAAGUUUAGUGGAAAAUGUUUAGCGUUUUAAAGUAUUUCUGGAUUUUACAAAUUCUUUAUGUGGUCGACGCAAGAGUGAUUGAUGCCUAUUAUGAGGGUGUGAAAUGUGAUUCUUACAAUAGAAAUAUUAUUGCUAAAAUUGAAUGUUGGCUCUCGACAGAUGCCAAAGGCCAGAAAACGAUGAAUGCAAUUUUAAUUUUGAAAGUAGAUUUAAAUGAAAUUUUAAAUCAUUAUAAAUUUCUAUUGACAAUAAAAAACAACACAAAAACAUAUAUAUCGUUAGAACUUAAUAUUUGCGAAGCUUUGGGAGCAUUAUUUACUAAUCCAGUUACUCGAAUGAUGUCAGAGGAAAUUCAUCGUGUUAGUAAUUUUCCAUAUGAGUGUCCCAUAAGGAAGGGCAUUCGAUAUGUAAUAAAUAAUUUUACCAUAAACUGGAAAUUGAUUCCAUCUUUUACACCAGCUCUUAAAUGGUAUUCAAAUUCUAUAUUUUUUAUUGGAAAGAAACAUGUUCUUACAUUUGAUGCCUUUGGUCGUGUUGAGCAUAAAAGGAAAAAGAAAAAUAACAAGUAAGAGUGUUUCUAUUCUAAGAGUGU